ACACCAAGUGUGACAUUUGGAGACACGUUGGGAUUGUUACAGUCGGAAUAAGUCGAUGCAACAUUAUCCACCCGUGAAGUCAAAAAAAACUCGUCAAGAUAAUCAUAUUCAUCAACUUCCAUCAGCAUGACUCAAAAACCAGGGCAAGUUUUCAAAAAGACAAGCCCCAAUGCCAAGCUCUCACUUUAUCUGGGAAAGCGAGACUUUGUAGAUCAUGUCGACACUGUGGACCCAGUUGAUGGCAUGUUGCUGCUUGAUCCAGAUUAUUUAAAGGACAGAAGAGCUUAUGUGAUGUUGACGUGUGCAUUCCGAUAUGGACGGGAAGAUUUGGAUGUCAUGGGCCUUAGUUUCCGAAAAGAUAUUUACUGUGAGACAAUCCAGGUCUAUCCACCAGUUGCAGACAACAAAAAGCCACUGACUCCCCUGCAGGAGCAGCUGGCUAACAAGCUGAAAGAAAACUGCUAUCCUUUCCUCUUCCAGAUCCCUCCAAAUCUGCCAUGUUCAAUCACCCUGCAGCCAGGACCAGAAGAUCACGGGAAGGCCUGUGGUGUGGACUUUGAGGUGAAAGGAUUCUGCGCAGAUAAUCUGGAGGAAAAGAUUCAUAAAAGGAAUUCAGUGAAGCUGAUCAUCCGCAAGGUCCAGUAUGCCCCAGAGAAAAGCACAGUGCAGCCCAAAGCAGAAAUAACUCGGCAAUUCCUCAUGUCAGACAAGCCGUUACAACUGGAAGCCUCACUUGGCAAAGAGAUGUAUUAUCAUGGUGAACCUAUCCAAGUCACUGUCCACAUUAACAAUAACACAAGUAAGGUGGUGAAGAAGAUUAAGUUGUCUGUUGAUCAGAUCACAGAUGUAGUCCUCUAUCAACUUGACAAAUAUGCGAAGACGGUAUGUUCAGAAGAACCAAAUGACACUGUGGCUCCUAAUUCUACCUUCACCAAAGUUUACAACCUGACCCCUACUUUGGCAAACAACCGACAAAAACGUGGCCUGGCCUUGGAUGGCAAACUCAAACAUCAGGACACCAACCUGGCCUCGAGCACUGUACUCAGGCCACAACUGGACAAAGAGGUCCUUGGAAUUCUUGUGUCUUAUCUGCUCAGGGUGAAGGUGAUAGUUUCACGGGGAGGGAUCUUGGGAGACCUCACUUCAAGUGAGGUGUCUGUCGAAAUUCCCUUUUACCUGAUGCACCCGAAACCUUCGGAGGUCAAUGUCUGUGCUGAAGACAUUGUGAUUGAAGAAUUCAAUCGUCCAAAGCUUGAUGAAGAACAAGAUGAUGAAGAUGAAGAACACGCAGCCACGGAAGGAGAAAAUUAAAUGCAGGAAAUCAGAUGGACAGCAGACAGGAGGUCUUAAGUUCGUGCAUGGUUUUGAGAUGCUCAAUCAGAUUAUCAAAAACUAACCAGAAACUUUCCUUCCUAUCCAAGAACAUACUCUUUCAGGGUAGUCAUCCAUCCAGUUUUAAGUUGUGCCAUCUGGUGUUUGGCAAUGCUAUUGGAAUGCUUCUGAAGCAUAUGAUAGACACCCUUCAUCACCAAGAACACAGAUUGGAGAUUUAAGCCCAUUGUCCAUAUGGUGGCAUACUGGUAAUGUUAUUGAGCUUGGGACCUAUCAAGUGGGCUAUCAAGGAACAACAGGGCAAGACCUAACUGCUAGUGAAAUUUGAUUUCAGUCAAUGUAAAAUCUGGAAUUUAAAGGUCAUCUUAGUAAAGGUGAUCAUGAUCCUACAGUUAGUUGUUUAAAAGACUCAUCUGGUUCAUUGUUGUUCUUUCCAGCCUGUCAGGAAGGAAUUUUGUUGCCCUUACCUGACUGGAUUAUAUGUGUCUCCAGACCCACGGCAAUGUGGCUGGCACCCAGCUUCCCUUUGAAAUAGCCUAUGUAGCUACCUAAUUACAAAUGGGCAACAAAUAGGGUAGGGGGAAUGGGUCUGGGUGGUCGGAGGGUCGGUGUGAACUUGUUGGGCAGAAUGGCCUGUUUCC
Molecule: messenger RNA, 1973 nt
Organism: Chiloscyllium plagiosum (whitespotted bambooshark)
Lineage: Eukaryota; Metazoa; Chordata; Chondrichthyes; Orectolobiformes; Hemiscylliidae
Source: RefSeq, a predicted model, not a curated record